Oreochromis niloticus (Nile tilapia) is the source of this 1970-nucleotide messenger RNA. It is a transcript of the gene fkbpl, whose product is annotated as FKBP prolyl isomerase like. The coding region runs from base 724 to 1863 and encodes 379 amino acids. The record is from RefSeq and is a predicted model, not a curated record. Gene Ontology annotation, molecular function: protein binding. The transcript is spliced from 4 exons. Lineage: Eukaryota; Metazoa; Chordata; Actinopteri; Cichliformes; Cichlidae.
AGGCACUAAUUGACUGUCGCUCGUAUAAUGUAGAAUAGUUAAAUUCAGGUCCUGUGGACUUGCACGAUAGCUACCUGAUGCUAGUUAUCGUUCUAACGUUACUGGGGCGUGUUAAUGCGCGUGCUAGCUAAAACAGUGCUAUCUAUUAGUAGUAGUGUUGGUGACGCUUAGUUGAAUAUCCCUGACCUGUUGGUGAUUGUUGUCAACAGUCAGCUUUGUAACAUUGUAGUAAUAAUAGUAUGGUUGCUUAAAUCUAAUGGACUUGCAGUGUGUUCUUAAAAAGAAUCAUCCGAAGGUUGUAUCCAGCAAAGCCCUGACACAGGGCCUGAGAGAGGUACAGUAAGUGUCUACAUCCAUCUAUAAAACAUCGUGAAGGUUCGGUAAUGAUUUUGUGCGGCAUUUGAGACAGAUGUGUUGUGAGUUUUUCAAAAUUGAAGGAAAUAUCAAUGCAAAAACGUACAGUCAGAUUUUGAUCCAUCGUGCACUAUCAUUUUGAAAGCAUCUGAUUCACAACAGCUUCAUUUUUUAGAAUUGCAAUGAUCUCAAACACACUGCAACGGCAGUAAAAGCAUACCUGGAUAGAAAAACACACAAGUCAUCUAAAAAGCAGCCAACAUCCAGAGAAGAGCUUUAAAUGUCCUAUAAGGACAAAUAUCCCUGAAAACUACUUAAAGAAAUGAGAACGCUUGGCUAAAAGACUUCGAGCUAUGUUGAAGAAUAAAGAUGGUCAACGCAGUGAUGGAGCCUGAUUACCCUCUAGAAACACUACAUACUGAAAGUGAUCAUGAUAGCGUUUACAACACCUCCUGGGUCUCUGUGUGUCCCCGAGGCCUCUGGAAGGUCCAGCGAAGGCGACUAAACAAUGGGAGUCAGCAGACGGCUUCUGAUUCAGAUGUAACACCAAUUUCAUCAAGUAAUUGUCCAAGGUUGGGUUCGCUGUGUAGAGUCCAAGUGCGUCUCAAAGCUAACAAUGAUGAAGCAGAGAAUGUAGCAUGUGAAAAAACAGGUGAGAAGCUGCCAGCCCAGCCUGAUCCGUUCACCGCUGAACUUACUGAAUCUGGUACCACACCCUUUGUGAGGUGUAAAGACUCUGUGCUGCAGGUCCCACUGGGUGACUGGACAACACUGAGGCUAGGGGAUGGUCAAUGUGAUAUCACAGAGGCGUGUUUGGAGGGAAUGAGAGCUGGGGAGAAAUGUGAGAUACAACUUUCUCCUUUGGAAACUGGACCAGAUGCUGCUGUUCCCCACCCCUCGGAUGAAAGCCUUCCCUUUUUUGCCACAGUGGAAUUGCAAGCUUUCACACCAGGCAAGGAAUCCUGGGAGAUGUCUCCUGGUGAAAAAUGGGAAUGGGUCAAGUCACACAAGGACACGGGCGGAGUGAGAUUCAGGAGCGAGGAUUUGUGGGGGGCCGCGGACAGCUACAGCAAGGCCAUGAAACUAGUCAUCACUCUCUGUAAUCACAUUAGAGAUGUGGCGAAAAAGGGAUGGGAGUAUGAAGCUGAGGAGCAGAGAGAAGCAACUCUUGAAACACUUUAUCCUUCAGCUGAAGAACUCAACAAAAUGAAAGCUGACCUUCACUCAAACUUGUCCCUGUGCCAGCUAAAGCUGAACCAACCAGAGCGGGCUAAGGCCAAUGCCGCUAAAGCCACUCAGCUGGAACCCGGCUGUGCCAAAGCCUGGUACCGGCUGGGGAAAGCAUGCCAGAUUGUGAAUGAAUUGGAAGAGGCCAAACAGGCAUUUAGGAAACUGCUGGAGCUGCAGCCAGAAAUGCCUGCUGCUCUGAAAGCGCUUAAAGAUAUUGCAAGUAGAGAGAAAGCGACAAAUGCACAGCUGGGACUGAGACUAAGCAAAAUGUUCAGCUAAAGAUAAAAUAUCAGUAGAGAGAAAUGUGUCUUCUCAUGAUUCCCCAUUAAAUGUAAGUGCAUUAACAACCACUGCCUCGAUCUAAAAUAAAGCCACUGUGAUGUAGA